Artibeus jamaicensis (Jamaican fruit-eating bat) is the source of this 3356-nucleotide messenger RNA. RefSeq names its product zinc finger matrin-type 1 (gene ZMAT1). Bases 246 to 2399 code for a protein of 717 amino acids. Gene Ontology annotation, molecular function: zinc ion binding; nucleic acid binding. Lineage: Eukaryota; Metazoa; Chordata; Mammalia; Chiroptera; Phyllostomidae. The record is from RefSeq and is a predicted model, not a curated record. The transcript is spliced from 7 exons.
UGGCGGAGGCGCUGAACACACUCACACCGCUGGCGGCAGAGUCUUCCCCUUAGGAAGCUACCGUCUCUGUCGCCCCCUCCUCCUCCUCCUACACCGCCUGCGCGGCGGGGGCGGGGGUGGUGGCGGCCAAGGCGCUGGCGGUGGUAACGGCAGUGAUUGAGCCUGCCUCCUCCGCCACCUCCACCCCUGCCAGCUCGCCUGCCGGUGGCUGUGGCGACGGCGGCGGCGGCUCUGGCGGCUCCACUAUGGCGGCGGCGGGGAGGGGGGGCAGUAGUUUUAAAGUAGACACUCGCCCUUGCCUCAGAGAAGAUACAGCUUGGAAUGAACAAGAAAAGCCUGAACUCUUUACAGAUGACUUUUGUAAUGUGUGCGGACUAGUGCUGCAGUUUGAAUCACAAAGGAUAUCACAUUAUGAGAGUGAAAAACAUGCUCAAAAUGUUAGGUUUUAUUUUCAAAUGUAUGGAGAACAAAAUGAAAUGCCUAGUAAAAAAAUGAAGAUGGAUGUUAGAAAUUUUCAGGUGCAUAGGAGUGAAGUAGUGGACAGAAACAAAUUUUGUGAUCUUUGCAAUAUGAUUUUUAGUUCUCCAAUUGUUGCUCAGUCUCACUAUGUGGGGAAAGUCCAUGCUAAAAAAUUGAAGCAGUUAAUGGAGGAACAUGAUCAGGUAUCUCCAUCAGGAUUUCGGCCAGAUAUGGCAGGUGUGCCUAUUACUACUUCUGCAGAGUCAACUUUUCUGAAGCCCCUUGCAGUCAAGCCUCCUCCAGGUGGGAUUAAAGACAAGACUAUGCCUUCCUCUUCCAACACUGCUUUGGAUUUGAAUAAUCCAAACAAGUAUUGCAAGCUCUGCCCUGCUUCCUUUAAUAGUCCAUUAAUGGCCCAACAACAUUAUGUUGGAAAAAAACACAAAAGAAAUGAAGCUAAAAAGAAGUUUGUAGACAAGAUAAGAGAGAAACCUCUUCUAGCAAAAUCAGAUGCAAAUGCAUUUAGUACAAGGACCUAUGUUUGUCAUAUUUGCAAUAUCACGUUUACAUCAUUAGAAAUGUUCCGGUCCCAUAUGCAAGGAAGUGAACAUCAAAUUAGAGAAUCCAUUAUUAUUAAUCUAGUGAAGAAUUCAAAAAAGACACAAGACUCUUACCAAGAUGAAAGUGAAGAUUACAUCAAGGUGAAGAAAGUCAGAGAACCAAAGCCCAAGACUUGUUUCAGAAGGGUGGAAGAGACUUCUUUGGAAACCCAUGGGUACAGAAAAGUUGUUGAUUCCCGAUCCAGACGUAGAAUGUAUGAACAAAGACACCCACGUGAGACUUUCCGGGCAUAUCCAGAAUCAUAUAAAAUUUCACAAACAGUCGAAAAUCAGUUACCUCAUUACUUACCUGCUUAUUCAAAGAAGACAUAUGACUCUUUCCAAGAUGAACUGGAAGAUUACAUCAAAGUGCAAAAAGCCAGAGGACUACAUCCAAAGACUUGUUUCAGGAAGAUGAGAGAGAAUUCUAUGGAAACACGUGAGUACAGAGAAGUUGAUUCUGGACCCAGACAAAGAAUGUAUGAGCAAAGAUUUUCAGUUCAGUCUUCCCAUACCUACCAACGACCAUAUAAUAUUUCACCAGUGGAAAACCAGUUACAUUAUUGGUUACCAGAUUAUUCAAAUAGGACAUAUGACUCUUUCCAAGAUGAACUGGAAGAUUACAUCAAAGUUCAGAAAGCCAGAGGACUACAUCCAAAGACUUGUUUCAGAAAGAUAAAUGAUAGCUCUACAGAAACCCAUAAGUACAGAGACAUGGUUGAUUCCAGACCUAGAUAUAGAAUGUCUGAGCAAAGACUCCCAUUUGAGACUUUUCAGACCUACCCAGAAUCAUACGAUAUUUCACAAGCAGUGGAAAAUCAGUUACCUCAUUGCUUACCGGCUCAUGACAGCAAACAGAAAUUAGACUCUAUGACCUGCAGCCAACCCACCAGAGAUUAUUUCUCAGAAAAACCAGUACCCCUAAGCCUUAGUCAGCAAGAAAAUAACUCUGGCUUAUACAGUGUAGAAUCAGAAGUUUACAAGCACCUCUCCUUGGAAAAAAAUACCAGUGACCCUCAAAGAGGUCAUAAACGGAGACAUCAGAAGAGAAGAAGGCACCUGGAGGAAGGUGAAGAAAAGCCAGAGAAAGAGCAGUCCAAGCAUAAAAGAAAAAAGAGUGAUGGGGAUAUGGAACUAGACAAGGACAAGAGCAUCCGACAAAAGAAAAGAGAAGAUAGAGUCAGUGUCAGUUCAGGAAAGCUUAAGCACCGAAAAAAGAAAAAAAGCCAUGGUGUAACCUCUACGAAAGAAGAACGUAAGCACAGGAAAGAGAAAAAGAAAUCUGUUGAAGAAAAGACAGAAGAGGAAAUGCUUUGGGAUGAAUCUAUACUUGGAUUUUGAACUUCAAAUUUUAUUUACCCAAAGAUGCAUUGAAGACAUAAGAAUAUGGAUUUAGACAAACAUUCAGUGAAGAAAAAGAGAGGUGCAUACAGUCAGUGUCAGUUCAGGAAAGUUUUUUGUGUAAGAAUUGAAAUUGAAUUAAAAGAAGAAACAAACAAGACUAAACCUAGAUGUUGAGAAAAAACAUAAGAACACAAGAACAUAAUACAAAAGGAAACCUGAUGAAGAAAAGACAAAAGAGUAAAUGCUUUUGGAUGAGUCUGUUCUAGGAAUUUAAACUUUUAAUAUUGUUUACCCAAUGAUGCAAUGAAAAAGUUAGUUAAGAAAAUUGACCUAGAUGAAAGCAUUAAAUGAAAAAAAAAAAAACAGAGGUGGAUACAGUCAGUGUCAGUUCAAGACAGCUUGCUGUUCUUUUAUUAACGGAAAUAAAGUAAACCAAAAGAAUAAAUAAGCCUAACUCUAGUCUCUAAGAAAGUAUAUAAGAUGGUAAGAACACAGGAACAUAAGAGAAAAGGAAACUUGUUGAAGAAAAGACAGGAGAGUCAUUCUUUGGGACAAAUCUACUCUUGGAUUUUGAACUUUUUACUUUUGCUAAUUUAAGGUUGAAUUAAAUAAAUAAGUUGAAUAGUUUGCUUCUAUGAAAUUCAUGUUAUCUGAAUUUCCUAAGUGGACAGUGACUUGAACCUCUAAAAAGAGCCAAGUGAUGUAAAAGUAUUCAGUAUGCCUUUUUGUCAAGUUACUUUUCCUCAUUUUCCUUAAAAAAAAGAGAAAUUAUGUGUUUCUUACAUAUAAUGUAAUUUUCCUUAAUGAAGUUUUCUCUAUUUCUAUUCAUCAAAUUGCUGUGAUAGUGAAUUAUUUAUCCAUGGUAGAUAAUCUGUUUUAAGUGAAACAAUUGCCAGCUAUUACAGAAUCCAUUUUUCUGUUUGGGUUUGUGUUAGUGUUGUUGGUGCUUUAUUG